AUGAGUCAACAUUUGUCUAUACACAGUCUUUCCCAUAUCUUACUAUUUGAAUUAAUUUAUUACAUCAUCCUGCAAAGAAGCCAAGCCGUACGAAUUGUUGGUACUUGGAGCUCCCGCAAUAGUCGAUUCUCAAUCCUUGCUAAAUUUGGCUUCCAGCAGAUAGAUCCAUUGGAUGCGGAGCAUAGUCGUGGGUUUGUUUAUGGAAAUAUAUCGUCACAUAUAGUUAAUGGAGCACGAGGGAUAUUGCUGAUUGUACCGAGAACACUUAUCAAUGGAUUUCUUGAUAAAACAGCCCACGAACAGUCAUGCGACUUUUUGCUACAGAAUAUCAGUUCACUUGCGUUUGAAACGAAAUGCCUUCCGAAUGGUAAAGGCGAUGUGAUGAGGUGGAUUCCAUGUCCAAAAGGAAAAUUGUGUGUUGAGGAAGAUAUUCCUGGAAAGGUAAUAAAUGGUUCACAAUUGACUCUAAGGAUAGAGGAACCAUCAACUCCUCAAUAUUGGUAUGUGAUGAUGGCUGCCUGUUAUUUGGAUUCUUCCUGUCUGUGGAAAUCCUCAGUUAAGGAGAUUAUUGUACAUUAUGAUUUGUGGCUUACAAACGGAAGUCCUCUUAUGCGCUAUUUGAAUCCAUUUGGCCAUCAGUUCAGCUUCGAAGAGCAAAAUUCUGCUGAGAUAUACAUACUUUUGUUUAUAUUAUAUAUAGUGGUUGGAUUUUGUCAGUGGCGUUCUGUGGUAUUAUGCAACUCUGCAUCGGUUUUACCGCGCCAUCAGCUUCUUAGCUGUAUUAUUGUACUGAAAGCGUUUGGUCUAGCUUUGCACUGCUUAAAUGUUAUCACAUUCUCUUUUGAUGGCCAGGGAACGUUAUUUGCUCGUCUUCUUGGUGAAAUUGCUCGCUUGAUGUCGACGUGCCUUCUUUGCUUACUGCUCAUAUUACUUAGCUGUGGUUGGUCAUUCGGCAGCAGUAGUAAAAUUUUACUACAUCCAAAAGUUGUUAUUGUCUGGGGGCUUCUUACAUCUGCUCAUUUCGUGCUCUUUUUUAUCAAUUUUUUUUUUGUUGACGACGUACUACAAGAUAUCGACAUAUUUAAAUCUUGGCCAGGCUACGCGAUGAUUAUGAUUCGCAUGCUGCAAACGCUCUGGUUCUUGGUGCAAAUUCGCUGCUUGAUAAAUGAAGAGAGUGAUGAGCAGAAGGCAGUCUUCUUGGCGCAUUUCGGUGCUGGUUUUCUCGUAUGGUUUGUUUAUAUCUUAGGUCUUGGGAUUAUUGCUUCUUUUGUAUCUGCUUUGUGGAGAUUUAAAAUCAUCCUUGCCAUAACAACAACGGCAAAUUUUGCGGCAAUUGCGUGCCUAGUGCAUUUAUUUUGGCCUACUAGUUCGAACCGACAUUAUUUUUUGGCGGAUAUCACAUCCCACAGACGGUUUGUUCUGGCCAAUGAUAAUGAAGGCGAGGAUUUUGAGAAUCUGCUGAUUAGUGAUAGUGCUGAUGCUGAUACGAAUAGUCUUGUUAGUAGCAUAUUAGAAAAUAUCUGA
This is a messenger RNA of Cercopithifilaria johnstoni, 1524 nucleotides long. Lineage: Eukaryota; Metazoa; Nematoda; Chromadorea; Rhabditida; Onchocercidae. The record is from the annotation of a GenBank genome assembly.